UAAAGUUCCAACGAGCCACCACGUCAUUUCAAACUGACAAUAGUUAAUCAAUUCCUUUGUACUAGAACUAUAAAGAAGGAAAGAUGGCAAGAAAAUACGAAUGUCAACAAUGUGGAGCUUCAUUUUCUAAACUUGGAAUGUUGAUCAAUCAUCGUCGACAAUUUGGACAUAAAGAUAUAUAUCCGUGUACAAUUUGCCAGAAGACAUUUGGACGAAAAGAUAAUCUAGAUCGUCAUAUAUUGAGACACCAGGAUGAGUCUUUAUUUCAAUGCAACGACUGUGGUAUACUGUUUUCGAGGCAUGACAAUUUACAACGCCACAGAAAAGAAAAUCAUAAUCAGAUUGGUAGAGGUUUGAAAAGACCAGCUGAGGAUGACCUUAACCAAAGUUCAAAACGUCUAGUAACCAGUAAAGACGACCCUGAACAAUUCUACGACCUACGUGUUUUGUCAACACAGCAUAUGCAUAAAUUUAAUACAUCGACUACUCGUUACAAGGUAUCGUUCAAAGAAUUAGAAGUUCAUGAUCUACCUAAAAUAUUGAAGACAUUACGCUUGUUAUUUGCAUCUAUAAUUAGAAAUAUUACAGAGUUCAUGCAGUCAACAGACCUCAUACGAUUGUCAGUCCAAUGCCCAGAGUUGGAUUUUCCUAUCACCAUACCUUUCAUGAAAGUCUCUCAGCUUUCAGUUGAAACAUUACUGCAUGAGAUAGAGAGAGUUUUGCAGUCAUAUGAACAAUUUGUGUUGGAUGACACGCUUGAAAUUGAAAUGACACACGUCGUGCUUCCAACAGGGGGAACGAAAAAGCUAAGUAAAUAUGUUGAUUUAGAGCGUUUUUUGAAAACAAAGCAAUGCAUUAUCAGCAUUUCAAACAAAGACGAUAUAUGUUGCGCCAGAGCAUUGAUAACUGCAAAAGCAUCUCAGGAAAAACAUGAAAAAUGGGACAGUAUACGGAGAGGUUAUGCGUUGCAAAAGAAACUUGCCAUCGAGCUGCACACACUUGCCAAAGUUCCCCUUCAUAAAUGUGGAAUUGAAGAAAUCAAGAAGUUCCAGACAGUUAUGACAGAUUAUCAAAUUUAUAUUGUAUCAAAGGAACAUUUUAACGGAAUCAUCUACCAUGGACCAGAGGCAGAAAAAAAGAUCUACUUGUAUUUCCAUGAUGGUCAUUACGACGUUAUUACUAGUAUGCCUGCCUUCUUGAGUCGAAGUUAUUAUUGUGAUACAUGCCAAAAGGGAUAUCAACAUAAAGAAGAACAUCGUUGCAAUAACAUUUGUACAUCAUGCCAUAAAAUACACGAGAAAACAGAAGAAGAUUGGAUAUACUGUAACGAUUGUAAUCGUCAUUUCAAGGGAGAACAUUGUUAUAACCUUCACAUACAGACAACCAGCAAAGGCCACUCUACCUGCAAUUCAUACUAUCGGUGCAAAGUUUGUAGUCAAACUAUAAACAAGAAAAUGCACAAGAAAACACAUAAAUGUGGAGAAAGUUACUAUAAGACUUGCAAAGAUUUCUUUGAAGUUGGACAUCUCUGCUUUAUGCUUCCAGUUGUAGGCGACAGACAGCAAAAACAUAAAGGUACUGGAAAUAGAAACCAGGACAACGAAGAUAUGUCAUUUCCUGUAGACGAAAGUGACUCUAAUCGCCAAGUUUACAUCUUCUUUGAUUUUGAAUGCACCCAAGAUGAUUUGUUAGAAUGUCCUGAUGGCUAUCACCCAGGAGGAGACAACUAUGGAUGUAAAAACUGCGGCACAACUAAAUGUGGAGCUUAUGAACACAAACCAAAUCUAUGCGUUGUUCAUAAAGUAUGUGUAGAAUGUUUAAAACAGGAAGUUACACAACAAAGUGAAUGCAAGAUAUGUGGAAAGAAUGAGCUUGUAUUUAGUGGAAUAAAUACAACAAAUGAAUUUUGUCAAUGGCUUUUUUCUGGAAACAAUAACGGAGCCACAGUCCUUUGUCAUAAUUUCAAAGGAUACGACUCUUUUCCUAUUCUUCAAUGCCUGUACCAGAAUGGUGUUCUUCCAAAGAUCGUUCCAAGCGGAGCUAAAAACAUGUCCAUUGAAGUUCCUUCAUGCAAUAUAAGAAUGAUUGACUCCAUUAAUUUUUUACCUAUGGCACUCUCAAAAUUACCUAAAAUGUUCGGAAUUAAGGAACUACAGAAAGGGUAUUUUCCCCAUCUUUAUAACAGGAAAGAAAACCAAACCGUCGUGUUAAAUCAUCUUCCAAAUGUCAUGUUUUAUAACCCAGACGCCAUGAAAUCAGGGGAUAGAGAAGUAUUUCUUGAAUGGCAUCAGGCUAACGUGAACAACCUUUUUAAUUGCUCUGUAGAACUUCUACAAUACUGUCGAUCAGAUGUAGAUAUACUUAGACAAUGUUGUUUAAAGUUUCGGGAAUUGUUUAUGUCUAUGACUUCAUCAUCAACGGAUGAUAAUGGCAUUGAUCCGUUUGUAAACUGCAUUACCAUAGCUUCUGCGUGUAAUUUAGUGUUUCGCACAAAAUUCCUGCGUCCAGAUACUAUUGGUAUAAUACCAGCGCAAGGAUACCGUCCUGAAGAGAAACAUUCUGUUAAAGCCAUACAAUGGAUUAAAUACGUAUCACAGUCUAAAGGGGUACAUAUUCAGCACGCACGGAACGGUGGAGAAAAAACAAUUGAUCAAUACAAGGUCGAUGGAUACUAUGAAACCGGUGAUGGUGAAAAGGUUGUUAUGGAAUAUCAUGGCUGCUUUUGGCAUGGAUGUCCAAAAUGUUACACACAGCACACCAUUAACACUGUGAAUAAGUUAUCAAUGGCAGAUCUGUAUCACCAAACCAUGGAGAAGAAAAUCCACAUUGAAAAGCAAGGUUAUACAUACAGUUGUAUAUGGGAAUGUGAGUUUGAUAGGGAAAUACGAGAAAAUAUCGACACCAAAAAGUACAUUGACUCCAUCGAUAUUGUCACUCCAUUGGAACCAAGAGAUGCUUUUGCAGGAGGUAGAACGGAAGCAUUUCAACUUUACCACGAAUCUUCAGAUGGUGAAUAUAUCAAAUACUAUGAUGUAACCUCACUUUACCCUUACAUCAAUAAAACUGGUAAAGCCGUAUUAAGUCAUCCAAAAAUUUUUACAGAAAAUUUUGAUGAUUUAGAAACAUAUGAAGGAUUAAUCAAAUGCAAAGUAUGUCCUCCCCGUGAACUUCACAUUCCUGUGUUACCCGCUAAGAUUAACAACAAACUGAUGUUCUCCUUGUGCAGAACUUGCACAGAGUUGAAACAACAAACCACAUGUCAUCACAACACAGAAGAAAGAUCAUUCAUAGGAACUUGGGUAACAGAUGAGUUAAAGAUGGCAUUACAAAAGGGAUAUGUAGUGGACACAGUAUAUGAAGUAUGGCAUUUCAAUGAUGUUGAGCAAUACGAUCCGAAAUCAAAAUCAGGAGGAAUUUUCACGGAAUACAUCAAUACAUUUUUGAAGAUGAAACAAGAAGCCAGUGGAUGGCCAAGUUGGUGUAUUACUGAAAAGCAUAGACAGAAAUAUAUUCAAGAUUAUUUUGAAAAAGAAGGAAUCUUACUGGACUAUGCCAAAAUAGAAAAGAAUCCGGGCCUCUGUUCCCUUGCUAAACUUAUGUUGAACAGCUUCUGGGGUAAAUUUGGACAACGGACAAAUUUACCUCAAGUUGAGUAUGUGUCAGACCCAUCCAUAUAUUUUGAUAUGUUGACCAGUGACCAACAAGUCGUUACCGGUGUCAACUUUGUUACGGAUGAAAUGGUAGAAAUGAGGUGGAAAAACAAGGAAGAAUUCUUGGAAACUUCUGGCAGAACCAAUGUAGUAUUAGCUGCAUAUACUACAGCUCAAGCUAGACUUAAGCUGUACAGUUAUUUAGAUAAGUUAGGACAACGUGUCAUGUACGCAGAUACCGAUUCAAUUGUAUUCACUGUAAAAGAGGGUGAAUGGGAACCACCACUGGGAGACUAUCUAGGAGACCUUACAGAUGAAGUACCGUCUAAUAACAUUACACAUUUUGUAACCGGUGGUCCUAAAAACUAUGCUUACAAAUUAGAAAAGCCAGAUUCUGCAGGAAUUCAAACUGUAUGUAAAGUACGUGGUAUAACCCUCAACUAUAAAAAUGCACUUAGCAUUAAUUUUGAUACAGUGCGUGACAUGGUGACAAAUGCUAGUGAUAAUAAUGUUAUUACAGUUGUAGAUAAGAACAAGAUUUCCAGAGAUCAGAAGAAUGCCCGAAUUAUAACAAAAACAGAAAGUAAAGACUAUAGAAUAGUGUUUGACAAACGAGUUAUAGUUGAUGAUUACAAAACAAUACCGUACGGAUAUUAG
This is a messenger RNA of Mytilus californianus (California mussel), 4307 nucleotides long. RefSeq lists its product as uncharacterized. The record is from RefSeq and is a predicted model, not a curated record. The transcript is spliced from 2 exons. The coding region runs from base 84 to 4307 and encodes 1407 amino acids. Gene Ontology annotation, molecular function: DNA-directed DNA polymerase activity; DNA binding; nucleotide binding. Lineage: Eukaryota; Metazoa; Mollusca; Bivalvia; Mytilida; Mytilidae. Gene Ontology annotation, biological process: DNA replication.